Molecule: messenger RNA, 887 nt
Organism: Electrophorus electricus (electric eel)
Lineage: Eukaryota; Metazoa; Chordata; Actinopteri; Gymnotiformes; Gymnotidae
Source: RefSeq, a predicted model, not a curated record
UCCCCCUGGAUCACAGCUGUGAGAUGGGCUGCUCCUCUGGCCGGCCGCCCUGCCAGCCCGCGGCCCCCGUACAGCUACCCACGCUGGACCCUGACUGCAAUCAGACCCAGGAGGGGAUGUCGGCCGCCGCCAGUCCCCUGCCCCAGACCCCGGAGCACCUGUCUACGCUGGAGCGGCUGGCUCAGGCCACAGGUGGCACCGAGAGGUCCUGGUACCGCUGCGUCUUCCCCUUCGGCGUGAUCUCUCUAGUGAUUGGCAUGGCAGGUACGGGCGUCACGUUCACCUUCGACACCAUGCCGCAGACCAAGGUGGUGUCGCUGGCGCUGUUGGCCAUGGGGUUCAUCAUGCUGCUGGUGGCAGCCGCCUGCUGGCGGGUGCACCAGGCCCGGAAGAGAAAGAGGAAGGAGACUGGCUUUUUCGGCUCGGAGCAGGGCACCCUGUGACACCCUUACCUACGUUUAGAAACGGACGGGGGUGUUUCAGAGCAGGGGAAUGUGGACACCGCUCUUUUGGUUGUUUAUUUUAUUUUUUGUGUGUGAAGGAUCCUCUACAUCUGUGCUUGGCCUGGACGAAGAGAACUUGGCCUCAUUGUGAGGACCUCGAUGUGAGGUCACAAAGAGGGAAGUGCCAGUGAUGAUGUUCCCAGGGUCCCUGACGAUGCUGCAAGUCUCCUUCACGCUGCUGUGGGCGUCUCUCCCAUGGAACGGUGGGAUCAAAGCCACACGGCAGGCUCCAGCCUUCCCCCGCUGAAGGAAACUCUCCACUAUGAGAUGUGAGCUGUUUAGCACACUGACCUGGGGUCAUUGCCUGCAGAAAUUGAGAAUACAGGAAUAAGCGGAAGAGCAGGGUCUCAGUAAUGAGCCGACAGCAGAUCAGUGGAAGAGAGG